UCCACGGCCCCAAUAUUAACCUUGUUUUCUGGACAUGAAGUAGGUGGGAAACAUCAGUCUGUGGUGAUUCAUCCAAUUUCUAGAAGGAUCAUUGUCAGUCUGAAUCCCAACUGAAGACACUGCAACAAGAUCCCUCAGGCACCAUUAAAAACAAUGCUACAACGAUAAAAGAGUCCAAGUUCUGCAACACAAAUGAAGUGCUGCAGAAAUCUUUUCUCACUCGGUUUCACCUCACAGGCUGAACACGGACUCUUCACAGAAGAGGGUCCUGAUGACAUCACAUCCUCUCCUAUCAGUUACGCUGCCUAAAAAGUUAAGAGACAAAGAUCACCCGCGCUGCGCUGAAACGCCCCGAGGACGAUGGCCGCGUCUCCUGCACUGCUCCUCCUGCUCAGCCUCACGCUCUGCUGCACCAGCACCCAGGAACAAAGGAACUCCAUGGUGGCCAGGUUCCAAAACAGGAAUAUGAAGCACCCCCAGGAGGGACAGCGGCUGGAGCUGGAGUGCUUGCAUUAUGACAGGAACAGACCCAUCUUCUGGAUCCGCCUGGACAAGGCUGGGAACCUUCACUUCCUCAUCUCCAGUACCCAUUCUUAUUCCACCAACUUGCAGGAGGGUCAGAAAACACCAACAAACUUUGAAGCAUCAUGGAGAGGCAACUCCUAUCGGCUGGUGGUGAAGUCCUUCAGGGCACAGGACCAGGGGACCUAUUACUGUGUCAACUACAGCAACCAGGUGCUGCACUUCAGCUCCGGACAACCCGCCUUCUUCCCAGUCACUACAACAACAGCAGCACCCACCACACCCGCUGCCACCACCCACAGCAGCCAGCUCACCAGCAAGGACAUCUCCCGGCACAGCCCGCAUCCAGAAACAAGCAAUAAGAAGACGCUGAACUUCUGCUGUGAUACAGUCAUGCGGGUUAACCUGGCAUGCGCCUGCCUCCUGCUCCUCACUGCCAUAACCGUCACCAUCGCUCUCUGCCAAAGUAAGUCGCAGCCUCACACCCUGCAGAGCUUCCUGCAGCCUCACACCAAAGAGCACAGCCCGCUCCUCCAGGGGAAUGGGCUCUCUGCCUAUUGCCCUCACGCAGCCAUUGCGUAGCCAGGACACAACGAAUGCAGAAGGAUCUCUCUUCAAAAUUCUUACCCAGAUUUUUCCCACGUCCAGGUUUAGCAUGAGAUGUACUUAUCAAAAUCUACACUAGCAGAUAAUAGAAUAUAAACAGCGAAACCUUAUUCUAACAAUUGCAUUGGCUCUAUCAUCCUGAAAUUAGUAUCUGGGUUGGAAGUGCCAGAACCUAAAACAUUACUCAACCAUCUAUUGCUGCCCUUUUGU
Numida meleagris (helmeted guineafowl) is the source of this 1338-nucleotide messenger RNA. Its product is annotated as T-cell surface glycoprotein CD8 alpha chain-like. The record is from RefSeq and is a predicted model, not a curated record. Lineage: Eukaryota; Metazoa; Chordata; Aves; Galliformes; Numididae. The transcript is spliced from 4 exons. Bases 361 to 1104 code for a protein of 247 amino acids.